AAUAAUGCAUUUAUUGGAUCCUGAAGGUAUGUUGGUGCGUCGAAGGAAAAGACUAAGAAGAAGACAUUACUAUAACAAACGCCCGAAUUAUAUGUGGCAUAUUGACGGAUAUGAAAAAUUAAAGCCAUAUGGAGUAUGCAUAAGUGGAUGCAUUGACGGAUUUUCCCACAAAAUACUAUGGCUUAGAGCAGCAUAUUCCAACAAUAAUCCCAGAAUUAUAUGUAGCGAUUUUCUGGAUACCGUAACCAAUAUAAAGGGUUAUCCGCAAAGUAUAAGGACGGAUAUGGGCACCGAAAAUGGACUUGUUAAACAUGUGCAAGAAUAUUUUCAUGAAGCAAUGCAUAAUGUUCAAAAUGGUAAUGUAUUGCCACCAUUUUUAUAUGGUACAAGCCAAGCAAAUCAGAGAAUCGAGGCUUGGUGGGGUUUGCUCAGAAGACAACAUAGUCAGUACUGGAUGAACUGUUUUGAACAUCUUAAGGAUGACGGAAUGUUUAAUGGUACUUUAAUCGAUAAGUCACUUCUCCAGUAUUGUUUCAUGGACCUAAUACAGGUAGAACUAAAUGAAUUUGCUCAAGAGUGGAACAACCACGUGAUCCGUAAAACACGCAACAGCAUUUCACCAAGCGGUCGCCCCGAUAUGAUGUAUGAUUUUCCUGCUUUAUAUGGCGGUACCAAUUUUCUAAAUCCUGUUGAAGAGAAUUACAUCGAAAAUUGUGCAAAUCUGUGCGAAGUUGUGAACAGAUCAUGUCGUGAUGAAACUGUAUUUGAGCUAUGCGAUGUCAUAAGUAGAGAAAAAAAUCUUGGUGCAUCGGAUAGUACUUACUUAGCAAUAAAUAAGUAUUGUGAACUAAGGACGGAAAUUAUUAAAAUGCUGGAAGAACUACAUUUGCAUUAAUUUUUAGUUUAGUUUUUAGAUAAUUUAGAAAAAACAGCAGUCAUAUUACUUAAGUGCUUAUAAUCUUUUCAUUUCAUGCUUAAUUCUAUGUAUAGCUUCGUGGAAAUGGGUUAAAUAAAUCAUUGCAAUUUAGCCGUUACGUUUAUUGAAACAAAAUAAACCUUCUAAGUAAAACAUAUUAGAAUUCGCAGUUUUAAUAAAAAUGAAGCUGACAAAACUCAACAAUAAACAUAAAGUUACAAAAAGGCAACUGUGCAUUCAGAAUAUGGAUAA
Molecule: messenger RNA, 1168 nt
Organism: Photinus pyralis (common eastern firefly)
Lineage: Eukaryota; Metazoa; Arthropoda; Insecta; Coleoptera; Lampyridae
Exons: 2
Coding region: 5-895 (296 amino acids)
Molecular function (GO): nucleic acid binding
Source: RefSeq, a predicted model, not a curated record